AUGUCGACCUUGCUGUCUGUGGUACGUUCAGAAGGUUUUUUCCCUCUUGCAUUUGCUUUGGUUGAUGCUGAAGAUGAGGCUAACUGGACUUGGUACGGUGAGAUGUGGUCAAAUGUUGCCGAGUCAUUCAAUUCUUGGAUUAGGAAAGAACGAUUAUUACCAAUAUUCCAAUUGGUAGAAAGCAUAAGAGUUAAAUUGAUGGUGAUGAAUGUUGAGAGACGUAUUGCUGCAGAGAAAUGGAACUCUUAUUUAUGCCCCGAAAUAGAGAACCAGUUGGAUAAGUUAAUGGAGGUGGGAAGACAUUGGCACAUUAGCCGGUCAAGCGAGUUUGUAUUUGAAGUACGUAGCGAUGACUCGGUAAUGGUGGACUUGGAAAAAUGGUAUUGUUCAUGUUGUCAGUGGCAGAUUAAAGGUUUCCCUUGCUCACACGCAGUUGCAGCUAUCAUGCACAACGAUGGCAAUCCUUAUGAUUACAUUGAAGACUAUUUCACAGCUGAUUACUGUAAGUCUUCAUAUUCUUUUCCAAUUGAACCGAUUCCUGACAUCCAUCAACCCCCACUUGAUAUAGUGAAGGAUUUUGUCAUCAAGCCUCCAGUGACAAGAAAACAACCCGGCAAACCAAGGGUUAAGAGGAUUAAGUCUAAUGGGGAAGAAUCAAGACCAAUGAAGUGUGGGAGGUGCAAGAAGCUUGGACACCACAAUAAGAACACUUGCUCAGCGCCCUUUUGA
Molecule: messenger RNA, 729 nt
Organism: Pyrus x bretschneideri (Chinese white pear)
Lineage: Eukaryota; Viridiplantae; Streptophyta; Magnoliopsida; Rosales; Rosaceae
Exons: 3
Coding region: 1-729 (242 amino acids)
Molecular function (GO): zinc ion binding
Source: RefSeq, a predicted model, not a curated record